This is a messenger RNA of Sipha flava (yellow sugarcane aphid), 1715 nucleotides long. It is a transcript of the gene nuf, whose product is annotated as rab11 family-interacting protein 4A. Gene Ontology annotation, biological process: regulation of cytokinesis; endocytic recycling. NCBI's taxonomy places the organism in Eukaryota, Metazoa, Arthropoda, Insecta, Hemiptera, Aphididae. Gene Ontology annotation, cellular component: midbody; recycling endosome membrane; cleavage furrow. The record is from RefSeq and is a predicted model, not a curated record. The coding region runs from base 102 to 1508 and encodes 468 amino acids. The transcript is spliced from 13 exons.
CCGUAUAUAUUUUUAAACAUAACAUAAGUAUACUUAUUUUUUGAUUAUUCUCAUCAACAGACAUCGUUAUAGGCGUGUUGAACGUGAAGACUGCUACAAACAUGGCUAUGGUUUUCAGUAGGAUGAUGGCGCCCAAAAUACAAGAAGAUGAAAAUAUCACCAACAACAAUAACAAAGAUGAUUCUCCUCAGUUUAAACUCAACAUAGAAGAUACUGCUGUACACCGUGGAAACACGGAUUCAAAUUCAACGAAUAACAGCCAAUUUUCAAGUAUGUCCGACGAGGAGAGUUAUGAAUGUUAUGGCGAAGGAGACAUGGAGACUUCAUCGCCUGCUAAUAACGUGUUAACAAAUGGCGUAGAAAAUCCUAACGCUAACACGCUAGGCCUAAAAAGAAACACAUGGUUAAGGACAAGUUUGAGAAGAACGACUAACGGAAACAGCGCCGAAAUACUACCAAAUCGUAAAUGGGGUUCAAUGAGACAUUCAUCGGGCAAACGGAUCAGCUCAAACGCACUCGCCAGUGAACUAUACCGGAGCUCGAGUUUCAAUUCGUCCGGCCGUAGUUCUAUUUGCGAUACGCCCGAUGAUGUGUAUUCUGACACGUCCAUCGAAGAGGAUGUUCUCGACCUCAACAAUAAGGUACAAGUGUUGCAAAAACAAAUGAACGCGUUGGCCGAUAAUCAACACCUCACGGACGAACGGUAUGCGCGCACCAAGGAGGAAAACGCUGCGCUCCAAGCUCGCGUCCACAUGCUGGAAGAGCAACUUCGUGACACCGAGCUUAGGUGCGAGGAGCGGUUGGCGUCCGAAGAACGCAGGCACCGGGAGCUCGUCACCCGGGUUGACAGGGAAAAACAAUUGCAUAUCGAUAACUGUGCCAUAAGACUUCAAAGUAUCGAGUCGGCCAAUGAGAGCCUACGGUUGGAGGCGGAAAAGUGCAAGUCCGCGUUGGAUACGAUGCGUCAUGAGAAGAUCUCAUUGGAACAACGGGUGAACGAUCUUAAUGUGGGCGCGCAAUCGUUCAAAGACGAAAUACGACUGUUGGAUGCCGAACUCAGAACGUUGAAACAGAGGGAAAAAGACAACGAAGAAAUCAUCAAGGGUCUUACCAGAGAGUUGGAAGUGUCGCGACUGGAAAAAGAAGCCAUGGUCACUGAAUUGCACUCGCCGUCGCCAUACGUCACCGAACUCACAGCUCAGCUGGAGUCGUUGAAACACCAGAACCGCUCGUUAAAAGAUUCGUACGACGAACUUCAAGCUUCAAUUAUAGCCAAAGGCAUCGAAAAAGGCAGGAUGUUGCUGACCGAGUCUCCGAGUCUCGCAUCCGAACUUGAUGGCUUGACUCACGACGACCACAAUCCCCCGUCUUUGCAAAUAAACAAGAUGAAAACCGCUCUCAAAGACCAACAAGAAGUCAACGAUCAGUUGCGUACUUACAUCGACAACAUUCUGUUAAACAUCGUCGAAAACCAUCCUGAAUUGUUAGAAGUCAAACAAAAUUUAUGAAAAUUACAGAAAUAUAUAAAUAAUACACACACACAUCAAAUGUUCCUAAUAAUAUUGAUCGGGGAAGUUGCUGGGGCUUAGCGUCUUCCAAUUAGACAUGUUUAUCUCAUAUUUUGUUGAUGUUGUCGUUACACUUAUAUUUUAUUUUAUUUAUUUGCAACAGUUUUAUUUUUUUUUUUCAUUUUUUCUCACCGGAUUAUCAACAUA